AAUGGUCGAAACCCCUUUGGAAGUUGAGAGAAUUGGGCCAGAAAAAAGUAAAUACUUAUAUCGCUCAUCAAAAGCUUAUUUUACCUAUGGUUCAAGUCAAACAAAAUUUCAAAACGGUUAUUUAGGUUUAAAUUCAUCGGAAGUGAGUGGUGUAUUUCAUAUACGAUAUCCUGAAUCGAAGCCGUUACGAGCUACAAAGAUAGAACUUUUGUUUUCAGGAAUAAUUCAUAUUCAAUGGUCCGAUUACAAUGGUUAUCAUUGCUCUAAUAGCAGAGAAAUUUGCAUGCAAGUGAAAUGUAUUUGGAAGAGCAAUUCCAACUAUGAAAACAUAACAUGUUUUGAUUAUCCGUUUAGUUUUGUAAUUCCAAAAGAGUCACCUUCUUCAAUAAAUUAUGUUGGUAAAUAUAGGGCAAACGGAAUGAUAUAUUACACUAUGAGUGCGAUAAUUCAUCGAAAAACAACUAAAAUUUUUGAGAAUUCGGAAAAACUUGUUGAAGUUAGGGUAGAUAUUCGACGAUGGCAAUUACCAACAUGUCCAGUUUAUGAGCCGGAAUUAUUAAUUAAACAAACCAAUUUAUUUGAAUGUAGAGUAUUGAUAUAUAAAACAGCAUUUGAUAUUCAUGGUUUUAUUAAUAUUCCAAUUAAUUUUCGAUUAUUUAAUCAAGAAGUAACAGUGAAGAAGAUUUUUGUGAAAUUAAUGGAGUAUUUUAAACUAAUAACUAUGGCAUCAUAUUAUAAAAGAUGCUUGAUAAAACAAUCUGUGAAUGGUAGUCAAGUGUUACCUAUACCAAAUAGCGAAAAUGAGUUUAGUGUGAUUGUGAAAUUGGAUUUAUCAAAGGUAAAAAAAUUGUGGAAUAACGAAGCAGUAAUAAAUUGCAGUUGUGUUACAGAAUUAUUUGAAGUUUCGCAUAAAGUAAAAAUUGAGAUUUUGAUGGGUAAAGCCGACAAAGUAAAAUUUAAAAAGCAGGUUGAGUUGUGUAAUAUUAUCAGUGAUGACGCUUUGGAAGAACAUAUGAAUGAUCUGGAACGUAUAUUGUAA
Messenger RNA from Cetraspora pellucida, 1039 nucleotides. The record is from the annotation of a GenBank genome assembly. NCBI's taxonomy places the organism in Eukaryota, Fungi, Glomeromycota, Glomeromycetes, Diversisporales, Gigasporaceae.